Molecule: messenger RNA, 1743 nt
Organism: Exophiala aquamarina CBS 119918
Lineage: Eukaryota; Fungi; Ascomycota; Eurotiomycetes; Chaetothyriales; Herpotrichiellaceae
Exons: 3
Coding region: 1-1743 (580 amino acids)
Molecular function (GO): flavin adenine dinucleotide binding; NADP binding; N,N-dimethylaniline monooxygenase activity
Source: RefSeq, a predicted model, not a curated record
AUGGCAGCUUCCAAAGAAGAAACUAACGAUAGUGCUAAAAGCGCCUACACGAUCCCAGAUGUCGCACUGGGGCAGAGAAGGAGAGUGAAAGUGAUAUUCAUUGGGUUUGGCCUCACGGGAAUCGACUUCGCGUACAAGGCCAAAACUCAUCCCGAUCUUGACUUUCAGAUUUACGAAAAGAAUCCCGCCGCUGGUGGGACAUGGUUCGAAAACACCUAUCCAGGAUGCGCAUGCGACGUUCCAAUCGCAAUUUACCAGUAUUCAUGGAAUCUUAAGACGACUUGGGAUAAGUACUACGCGUCCCAACCUCAGAUAUGCAACUACUUGCAAAAAACCGCAGAAGAGCACGAUCUUAAUCAAUUUGUGAAAUACAGCCACGAGGUCAUGUCUUGUGAUUUUCUUGACAAGAAGGGCCAAUGGCGCGUGACCAUCAUGCCCAACAACGACCCCACCAAGAUCUUCACCGAGGAGGCCGACUUCCUGAUCAAUGGUUCCGGUAUCUUGAACAACUGGGCUUGGCCUGAUAUUCCGGGGUUCCACGAUUUCAAAGGCGACAAAACUCACUCGGGCCACUACGACACCAAGCUCGAUCUCAAGGGCAAACGCGUCGGAGUCAUUGGACUUGGAAGCUCUGCCAUACAGACUGUGGCAGCCAUUGCCCCCGAAGUAGGAUCAAUGGUUUUAUUCCAUCGCACGCCCACUUGGAUAGUUCCACAUCUAGCCACCAAAUUUGCAGAUCCAAAUGGCAAAGAUAUGGAAUAUACCCCAGAAUUGAAAGAACGGUUUGCAAAGGAUCCCAUCGACUACCUGGAGUACGUUAAGUCCGUUGAACGGGAACUCUCUGGCUUGUUCAAGGUGUACAUUAAAGGCUCCCCAGAGAUGGUUUUGGUAAACGAGAUGGCUCGCAAGUCCAUGUUAGACAGACUUGGUGACCGCCAGGAUCUUAUAGACGCCAUGGUGCCAGUCGACUUUCCUGUGGGCUGCCGCCGUCCGACACCAGGGACCGGAUUUUUAGAGGCUCUUCAACAACCGAACGUGAGACUGGCAUCGGGAUGGAUCACCCGCGCCGAUUCGGCUGGGUUAAUACGCGACACGGGAGAGCACGUUGAGCUGGAUGUCAUCAUUUGUUGUACCGGAUUUGUCACCACGUUUCGUCCGCGGUUCCCCCUGAAUGUUCGUGGUGAAAACCUUUCGCCUAGGAUUGGAGUAUCCGACAGACCAACGUAUAUGGGACUGGCAACGCCAGGGGUUCCCAACUACUUCGUAUCAAUGGGACCGUAUGCUCCAUACGUGCAAGGUUCUGCGAGCAAAACAGUUGAAUACGCUAACAACUACUUCCUGCAAGUGAUUGCAAAGUUUCAGACCGACUUCAUCAAAGAGAUCGUUCCUAAGUGGGACGCCUCACAUGACUUCAAAACCCACGCAGACACCUAUAUCACGCGAGGAGUCUGGGGCGAGGCCUGUCGAUCAUGGUUCAAGGGAGGGGAUGCCAGCGGGAUGCCGGCCAUUUGGCCUGGAUCUCGCGCUCAUUCUUUGCGAUCGAUUGAGACUCCUCGAUUUGAGGACUACGAGAUCACGUAUGUUUACGGCAACAGAUUUGCAUACAUGGGCAAUGGUUUCGACUGCUCUGAAAUUGACGGGUCUGACUCCACCUGGUAUUACGCGCGACCGGAUCGGACGAAUAGACUACCUGCUUGGGAAUUCCCAACUCCACUCUCGAGUGGGACAGAAAAGGGGUACUAG